AUGUGUGAACCAAUAACGACGAAUGGUACCAGUAGUGGCCGGACGAUGCGCAAUAUAGAAGAAAUAGAAAUACCUGUCCCAUGGGGUGUUGUUGCAGGUAAAUGGUGGGGUUCCCGUGUAAAACAACCCGUACUGGCGCUUCAUGGCUGGCAGGAUAAUGCCGGUACGUUCGAUCGGCUUUGCCCUUUACUGCCUCCAGAGAUACCAAUUUUGGCCAUCGAUCUACCAGGCCAUGGGAAAUCAUCGCAUUACCCGAAAGGGAUGCAUUAUUUCAUUUUCUGGGAUGGAAUCACCCUUAUCCGGCGAUUAGUCAAAUAUUACGGAUGGACAAACCUAACUCUGCUGGGACAUUCGUUGGGUGGCGCAUUGAGCUUCAUGUACGCAGCCAGCUUCCCGGAUGAGGUGGAUCGAUUCAUCAGCAUCGAUAUUGCUGGGCCAACUGUGCGAGAUCACCACAAAACGGCUGCCAGUACGGGUGAUUGUGUUGACAAGUUCCUACACUACGAGACGUUACCGGAAUCGAAAAUGCCCUGUUACGGAUAUGAAGAAAUGAUUGAUCUAGUUUUAGCGGCUUACGACGGGUCGGUAGACUACGAUUCUGUCGAAGUACUGAUGCGACGAGGGAUGGCCUUGGCACCGAAACAUUUCAAUAAAGAAGGGUACCACUUUGCCAGAGAUCUUAGACUAAAAGUGGCGCUUUUAGGUAUGUUUUCGAUGGAACAGGUACUAGCAUAUGCGGAACGUAUAACUUGCAAAGUAUUAAAUAUUCGCGCCGAUCCCGGUAUGAAGUUUGAUAAUCCUGAAGUGUACGAGAACGUGAUGGAAGUUUUGAAGCGCACGGCGUCGAAAGUAGUGUAUCAUGAAAUUCCGGGUUCGCAUCAUCUGCAUCUCGUGACGCCCGAUAGAGUAUCGAAGCAAAUUAGUGAUUUUUUGUUAGAAUAA
Anopheles marshallii is the source of this 942-nucleotide messenger RNA. RefSeq names its product probable serine hydrolase (gene kraken). The record is from RefSeq and is a predicted model, not a curated record. The transcript has 3 exons. Bases 1 to 942 code for a protein of 313 amino acids. NCBI's taxonomy places the organism in Eukaryota, Metazoa, Arthropoda, Insecta, Diptera, Culicidae.